AUGAGAAGAGAAAAUAGUGUUGCCAAAAAAGCCCUAGUCUGGUGUCUUGUAUUGCAAGUCAUCAUAUUUCAAGGGAGCUCAGUUGACAUGGCUUUCACGCUAAUGAUGAAAAACGAAAUGUACGGAUUAAAACGUCCAGCUGUUGUCUACCGGUGCAAGUCGGGUGAAAAAUCUCUCCGGUGGCACCAAUCGUCUCCCGAUCUGGAAUUUUCAUGGGAUUUCGGGGUUCCGUUGUAUGGAACCGCCGUUGUGAUUCACCGGUGCAAAUUCCUGUCGAGCCAAGGGACAGCAGAUGUCGAGAUCAAGACGUUGUCGAUGACAACUAUGUUGUGUGGAGGGAAUUUAUGUAAAUACGCCAUUAGGCCGGACGGUAUAUAUUUCGUUGGUUAUGAGAUCUAUUAUCCGCACGUUUUGUUAAAAUUCUUGGAGUUUGUAAGGCCUGUUGACAAGCUUGUCGAGCCAUGGAAGGCGUGGUCUCCACGGCAGCUAGAAGCUUUACGAGCGCAACACAACAGCACCAGACCAGACGAUGACAAAGAAAAUGAUGAUGACGACAAGAAAGACGACGAUUAG
Messenger RNA from Microthlaspi erraticum, 573 nucleotides. NCBI's taxonomy places the organism in Eukaryota, Viridiplantae, Streptophyta, Magnoliopsida, Brassicales, Brassicaceae. The record is from the annotation of a GenBank genome assembly.